AUGCAAAUGCAGGGGUUUUGGCUUAUGCAAAAUUUAUUUGGGACAGUUAUUCUAAAGCCAAAUUCGGUAGUGUUUACAAAAACUUUUGGCCUUGAAAAAUUCAGUAGAGAAAAGCGUGCUCGAGGAAUUGAGGGUAUUUGUUCUUUGCUUCACAUUGAAAUCGGUAUGGUGGACAUACAUGACAAAGACACAAUAUAUUGGAGAGUUGGAGAAAGUCAUUCGGACGCAGAUAGGGAUGAGCGAACUGGAAAAGCCUGUGAUUUUAUUUUCUGGGUCGCCAAAGUACAGCACGUCAGUUUCCAGAAAAAAUGUGUAGAAGUAAGUGGAGUUAUUCCUCUCCCGUCAGAAAUUAAAAUGAGUUGA
Molecule: messenger RNA, 363 nt
Organism: Diversispora eburnea
Lineage: Eukaryota; Fungi; Glomeromycota; Glomeromycetes; Diversisporales; Diversisporaceae
Source: the annotation of a GenBank genome assembly